AUGAAAGUUACAGCCGAAUUUACAGGCGGGCUGGAGUAUUUGUUUGGCGGCCACAAGACCAUUCCAUUGGAGCUCCAAUCGCCAGCAUUUAUCAGGGAUGUUGUUGCAGCCCUUGUGUCUGAUCAUUUAAAAGAGCGGAAAGAGCUGUUUAUUGCAGAGAAUACCGUGCGGCCCGGCAUUCUCGUCCUUCGCAACAAUACAGACUGGGAGCUAGAGGAGGGUCAAGACACGAUGCUUUGCGGAAACGACGUUGUCACCUUUAUUUCUACGCUCCACGGAGGAUAA
Molecule: messenger RNA, 285 nt
Organism: Mitosporidium daphniae
Lineage: Eukaryota; Fungi; Microsporidia
Product: ubiquitin-related modifier Urm1
Exons: 2
Coding region: 1-285 (94 amino acids)
Biological process (GO): protein urmylation; tRNA thio-modification
Cellular component (GO): cytoplasm; nucleus
Molecular function (GO): protein tag activity
Source: RefSeq, a predicted model, not a curated record